AAAUCCAAGCUCUGUAGGCAAAAACUGAGUAAAGCUUCAAUAUCGUAGCAACAAAGCAUCACGGGGAUGAACCAACUUAGAGUAUUUCACUACUCACUGAGGUCUACAAGAUACAAGUAGUAAGGGUUCAAAAGCGAUUUAUAAGUUUCCUCGUAAGACAUAACAGAUUUAUGUGUCUAACUAAAACUUCAGAUGGAAUCUAAAGCUAGUCUUUUAUUUCUUCCUACUUUGUCAUCUCACUUCCUCUCAACAUACAAUGGGUUACGCCCGCUUUGUUGUGUAAACUUUUACGCAUCUACAAAUUAAACACGUUCAAAUCAAACUUGCAGUGAACAUUUAGCCUAAUUUUUCGCCAGAUACCACUAUAUUUUGACUGGUAAAACGAAUUUUGACAUCUGCAUUUUUCUUUUUCUCCUUUUCUAGAUAUUCUAUAAAUAAGUGUAUACAUUACGUCAUUUUUAUCAAAAAUAAUCGUCAGUUAAAGAAACAAAAAGAAAGAAAUUUGACGAUAAUAUUUUUACAGCAAUUUAAACAUUUAGAACAAAUCAAAACUAAAAACAUGUCCGAUGUUAUAGUUAUUCAAAAUUUUAUAAACGGAAAAUUUGAAGAUACUAAAUCCUAUAUUGAUAGUUUUAAUCCAGCCACAAACGAAGUGAAUGCUAAAAUUCCAGAUAGUGACGAAAAUGAUGUUAACAAUGCUGUAAAAGCAGCCAAAACUGCAUUUCUAAAAUGGAGUGCAUUACCUGAUAUUGAACGCGCACGAUAUAUGACUAAGAUUGCUGACAUAAUUGAAUCAAGAUUAGAAGAUUUUGCUAUUGCCGAAUCGAAAGAUCAAGGAAAACCAUUAUGGCUGUCAAGAACAAUUGAAAUACCACGUGCCGUUGAAAAUUUUCGAUUUUUUGCAGCAUCCAUUUUACAUAGUCGUGAAGAUUCAACUCAUCAUCCAUCAGUUGAUGUUUUAAGUUAUACAACUCGUCAACCAGUUGGUGUUGCAGCACUAAUUAGUCCAUGGAAUUUACCAUUGUAUUUACUUACAUGGAAAAUAGCUCCCUGUUUAGCGUUUGGCUGCACCUGUGUAUGUAAACCUAGUGAAUUUACAUCAGUCACUGCUUCAAUGUUGUGUCAAGUAUUUAAUGAUGCAGGUUAG
Didymodactylos carnosus is the source of this 1147-nucleotide messenger RNA. The record is from the annotation of a GenBank genome assembly. Lineage: Eukaryota; Metazoa; Rotifera; Eurotatoria; Philodinida; Philodinidae.